Parathielavia appendiculata is the source of this 1510-nucleotide messenger RNA. RefSeq lists its product as uncharacterized. The transcript is spliced from 4 exons. The record is from RefSeq and is a predicted model, not a curated record. Lineage: Eukaryota; Fungi; Ascomycota; Sordariomycetes; Sordariales; Chaetomiaceae. The coding region runs from base 288 to 1397 and encodes 369 amino acids.
UUUCAAGUCAUCCUCUUGUGAUGAAACCUAAACAUUUAAAAUAAACCUGCUCAGGAACAUGGAAUCGUCCCUCUUGAAUACGUUGCGUUAGCCUUCCCUGCCGACAAUGCCAUCUCUUUGCGCGCCAAAGCGAGCCAUCUUUUUGACUCCAGCGCACGUUCCCUAUUUCGUCCGACCCCUGUUUAGUAGGAUCAAACCUUGUUCAUCACCUCAAACUCCAGCCAACCUUCUCUUACCCCCUUCUACGGAGUUACAAAUCCUCCCUUUCCCUCCCACAAUCGUCCAAAAUGUCAGACGACGAAGCCGACCCAGAACUCCUUGCCCUUCUCCGGCAGCACCUGCAGGGAAAACUAACCCUGCACGACGGGCCCGAGACAGGGGUCCUCCAAGGCGCAGAGUAUGUUUACGACAACGCCAUCGACGUCGCCAUCGACAUGCGCGCUUGCAAGAAUGCAGCGGCCGUUAUCUACGCGCAGAUGCAGCAGAAGGGGUACUCGCCGGCGACGUGGGCCGCCCACGAGCUGCAUCCGAGCAGGGCGGAACUCGGCGACGACGCCAUGGUUGCCUUCGUUUUCACCAUGGACUUGCUCAACUUCUCGUUUUGGUCUGAACUGCCAGAGGCGGAGAGGUUUACGAUUGAGUACCGCGGAAGGCGCUGGACGGGGUAUUGGAGCCUGGUGGCUGCGCUGCGGCGGGCGUUGGAUGAAGGGAUUCCCAUUACGGACUCGCACUUCUGGCAGGAUGAAGAGGAGUGCACAUUGGACGUCUUGAGACAUGUUUUCAGGUCCUGUACAAACGAAGAGAUGCCACUGCUGGCCGAGCGGCUCGCCUGCCUGCGUGAAGCUGGGCAGGUGCUGUACGAAAAAUAUGAAUGCCACCCUGCAAACCUGAUUGACGAGGCAAACGGAUCAGCUGCCGCAUUGGUCAACCUGCUGGCCCGGGACUUCAAGUGCUUCCGCGACGAGCACGUCUUCGAGGGGCGGCGGAAACCGAUCCGUAUCCUCAAACGGGCACAAAUUUUGGCCGCGGAUUUGUGGGCCUGCUUUGAGGGGGAGGGCUACGGAGACUUUUGGGACAUUGACAAGCUCACCAUGUUCGCCGACUACCGCGUGCCCCAGAUCCUUAACAGUAUGGGGUGCAUCUCGUACAGCCCUCCGCUGAGUACCGCAAUACGGACGAAGCGCGACAUUCCGUCUGGCUCAAACUGGGAGAUGCAGCUAAGGGCAUGUAGCAUAUGGUGUGUGGAACUGAUCCGCAGGGAGAUCGUCAAACAGAAUCCCGAUUGUCGGCUAAACGCCAUCCUCAUCGACUUCUUCCUCUACGACACAAUAAAGGAGAUGGAAGCCGCAGGGCAGGAAACCGUUCCCCAUCAUAGGACGAGGAGUAUCUGGUACUGAACCAAGUCCGCAGUAUUCCAGAGUCAACCCGUCGAUAGCCAGUUGCCAGUGUGCCCGAUCCAGAUAGAUCUAGACAAACCUCCCGCAAUAGAGCAAAAGCAAGAUAGACAAAU